Messenger RNA from Cariama cristata (Red-legged seriema), 1771 nucleotides. It is a transcript of the gene BBS2, whose product is annotated as Bardet-Biedl syndrome 2. The transcript is spliced from 13 exons. Gene Ontology annotation, molecular function: protein binding. Gene Ontology annotation, cellular component: ciliary basal body; BBSome; neuron projection. The annotation marks the transcript as partial. Gene Ontology annotation, biological process: non-motile cilium assembly. NCBI's taxonomy places the organism in Eukaryota, Metazoa, Chordata, Aves, Cariamiformes, Cariamidae. The record is from RefSeq and is a predicted model, not a curated record.
CUUCUUGUUGGCUCUGAAGAUUUUGACAUCAGGGUAUUUAAAGAAGAUGAGAUCGUGGCAGAAAUGUCAGAGACAGAGACUAUUACUGCACUUAGCCCCAUGUACGGCAGUCGGUUUGGCUAUGCUCUUUCUAAUGGGACGGUUGGAGUUUACGACAAGACAGCCCGCUACUGGCGGAUUAAGUCUAAAAACCACGCAAUGAGCAUCCAUGCGUUUGACCUGAACUCUGAUGGUGUGUGCGAGCUGAUCACUGGCUGGUCCAACGGGAAGGUUGAUGCACGCAGUGACCGAACUGGGGAGGUCAUCUUUAAGGACAACUUUGCUUCCUCCAUUGCAGGAGUGGUGGAAGGGGAUUACAGAAUGGAUGGGAGCACCCAGUUAAUCUGCUGUUCAGUUGAUGGUGAAGUCCGAGGCUAUCUGCCAGGAGGUGAGGAGAUGAAAGGAAACCUCAUGGAUACAAGUGCUGAGCAGGAUCUGAUCCGAGAACUUAGUCAAAAGAAACAAAAUCUGCUACUGGAAUUAAGAAAUUAUGAAGAAAAUGCAAAGGCUGAACACAACGCACAGUUAAAGGAAGCUGAUGGACAGGGAGGUGUGAUUCCAGCAAAUACUCAGCUCCAGACAGCCCUCUCAGUUAAUCUGGGCUCUGACAGCCAGUCUGCCCACGUGGAGCUGUGUAUUUCCACCACAAAUGACACAGUCAUCCGUGCUGUGCUGAUCUUUGCUGAGGGCAUAUUUGAAGGAGAGAGCCACGUGGUACACCCCAGUCUCCAGAACCUCUCGGGCUGUGUUCGUGUUCCCCUUACUCCACCCAAAGAUGUCCCUGUGGAUUUGCACAUCAAAGCCUUUGUGGGUUACAGGAACAGCACACAGUUCCAUGUAUUUGAGUUGACAAGACAGCUUCCCCGUUUUUCAAUGUAUGCCCUGAGCAGCCCGGACUCAGCCACGGAGCUGCUGAGCUUUGUUAACUGUACAACAAAUGAGAGACCGCAAAGGAUCAUUAUGUGGCUGAAUCAGAACUUCUUGCUACCAGAGGAUGCAGAGUUUCAGACUGCUCCCUUUCAGGUUUGCUUCACUUCCCUUCGUAAUGCAGGUCAGCUCUGCAUCAAAAUCAAGCCCGGCGGAGAGAUUUCCAUCAACACGGAUGAUAUUGAUCUAGCUGGUGACAUUAUCCAGUCAAUGGCCUCCUUUCUGGCCAUCGAAGAUUUGCAGGUGGAAGCAGAUUUCCCUGCGUACUUUGAGGAGCUGCGGAAGGUUUUGGUCAAGGUGGAUGAACACCACGCGGUGAAUCAGAGGCUCACUGCCGACAUGGCUGAACACUCCAACCUCAUCCGCAGCAUGCUGGUUCAGGCGGAAGACGCACGACUCCUGGGAGACAUGAAAAACAUGAAGACACGGUACAUCGAGCUGUAUGAUCUUAACAGAGAUUUAAUCAAUCAAUAUAAAAUUCGUUGCAACAAUCACACAGAGCUAUUGAAUAAUCUGAAAGCUGUGAAUCAGGCAAUCCAGAGGGCUGGGCGGUUACGUGUCGGCAAACCUAAAACACAAGUGAUCAGUGCUUGUCGGGAUGCAAUACGAAGCAACAACUUUAACAUGCUGUUCAGGAUAAUGCGUGUGGGAACAGCCUCUUCUUAAAAGGACUGGGAGGAGCAGCAGUUGCACAGGGGCAGUGUUUGCAUGCAGCGGGCAGAUAACGGACCAGUACCGACAAGUGGUCAAUUUAGUCCCCUACUCCACUGUGGGGUGAAAUAAUUGCAAAGGUAGCAUUUUAGUU